GGGCUUGAGGAGGUGGCAUUCCUAACCCGGGGAGACAGGAAAAAGCAGAGAGCCCUCAAGUAUAGUUAACACUGUGCCAGUGGGCCUCUCCCAAGCUGCCUCCUUCUCUUGUACCGGCUCUUCUUAAUGAAGAAAACAAGCACAGUAAAACAGACCUAGCCUACUGCAGCCCAAGAAACAAAGAUUUUCACGGUGAGAACCUGGGUUUGCAGGUUGGUUGUGAAAGACACGCGUUUCACUGUCUGCAACCAUGAAGAAGAUGGACAGAAACAUGGCGAGGGGACCACUGUACAAGCAGUUCGACUCGGAGAGGAAGAGUGCCAGGCGAGCUGAAGCUCGACUCAGCCUAAGCCUGCAAAGGCUAGAGGUCAUCUGCCUCUACCACGUGAAGACGCUGGCCAGGGAGCAGAGACAGCUUCAGAAAGAACUGCAGCGGCUGCAGCAAGCAGAUAUCAUCAAGAAAAGGUUCUCCUCUUAUGCCGAGAAUGGUACUCAGAAGAGACCAAGAGAUUCUUUCACGUUCUCACCACAAACAGGACAGAGGCACAUAGCCACACAGCCUAAAAUCAGGGUACCACCAACCAAUAUGACCCAAGAAGCUAAAACUAAGAUUCAUGGCCCCUCUUUACCUGACAGUGCCCUCAAAGCUGCUCCGAGAAGCCAGGAGCACCCGCAAUCCCAGCGUGACAGCACCAGCUGCUACAAGGAAGAGUAUUCAGGAGUCCAGGAGGGAGAGUCUACGAAACCACUUAAGGUCACGGACUCGAACAGGGAUGUCUCUGUCCCAUGUCAUGGCCAAGAGGUUUCCACCAACAAUACAGAAGACAUCCCUGUGUCCAGCCCAAAUGGUGCGAGGGGCUCAGCACCUGCAGAGGAGACUAAAUCAAAAAAUGCCGAUCUAAAGCCACACGAGGAUGCCGGGGACCAAAAUGCCCCAUGCUCUGCGGAAUGUGCCGGAAGCUUCAAUGACAAGUGCAGAAAGCCAACCUUCCUCGAGCUGUUGGCAAAGGCCAAAGAGGCCCACUAUCUCCGCCACAGGGUGCCCCCCGAGUCCGAGAGGAUGCUUAGCAUUGGGGAGAUAUUUGGACAUGGAGACGCCUCACUACCCAGAGCAGGGAAAAAACUAUGAAAAUGGUACCAAGUUCCUUCCUACCUGGCUGUGUAAUGUAGCCUGACAGUAAGAUACCAUAAUCACUAAGGAAAUGUGACCCUCAAAUAGCUGCGAUAAGCAAAGCACAGAAAUAAGUGAAAAUCCAAGACAACUUUCUUCUGCAUCGUUAGGGCCUCCUGCCCUUGUAUAUGAUCUUUCUCAGAAUAAACUUGCUCAUAAUAAAGGCUACUAUGAAAGGAGGGGGGAAUUUUUGAAAAUAUUUUAAAUUGAGAACCUGGACUUGUUUGAUGGAAACAAAGUCUUGUUUAUCCAAAGGUCCAUCUCCUAUAAGAGCUGCUUGUAGCGCCACCUGCUGGCCAAACAGCACAGCUAGACAUCUUAUUUUCCUUUCUUUUAGGGUUUGCAUGGGAACCCCACUGAAAUUAUGUACAGUGCUGCGGUCUCCAAAUAAAACCUGUU
This is a messenger RNA of Chionomys nivalis (European snow vole), 1570 nucleotides long. RefSeq names its product coiled-coil domain containing 190 (gene Ccdc190). The transcript has 4 exons. NCBI's taxonomy places the organism in Eukaryota, Metazoa, Chordata, Mammalia, Rodentia, Cricetidae. The coding region runs from base 251 to 1129 and encodes 292 amino acids. The record is from RefSeq and is a predicted model, not a curated record.